AUGGCUAGAAAAUUUGAAGGGCGUGCCGUCGGAAUAGAUCUUGGAACAACUUAUUCAUGUGUUGCAGUAUGGCAGGAGCAACAUUGUCGAGUUGAGAUCAUUCACAAUGAUCAAGGCAAUAGAACAACCCCUUCUUUUGUUGCUUUCACUGAUGAUGAUCAGAGGUUGGUUGGUGAUGCCGCUAAGAACCAAGCUGCUGCCAACUCUGAAAACACUGUUUUUGAUGUUAAGAGGUUAAUCGGUAGGAAGUUUAGUGAUACUAUUGUUCAAGAUGAUAUACUUUUAUGGCCAUUCAAGGUCAGUGCUGGUGUCGAAGACAAACCGAUAAUUACUGUGAAGUACAAGGGCCAGGAAAAACAAUUAUGUGCUGAAGAAGUAUCGUCUAUGGUACUCACCAAAAUGCGAGAGAUUGCUGAGGCAUAUUUACAGUCUCCUGUUAAGAAUGCUGUUGUUACUGUGCCGGCAUAUUUCAGUGAUUCUCAGCGAAAAGCCACCAUAGAUGCUGGGUCUAUUGCUGGCCUCGACGUUAUGAGGGUAAUGAAUGAACCUACUGCUGCAGCUGUUGCAUAUGGUCUUGACAAGAGGACUGAUUAUGAUGGAGAAAGAAAUAUUUUUGUGUUUGAUCUUGGGGGUGGCACGUUUGACGUGUCUCUACUAACUAUUAAGGGUGAUGUGUUCAAAGUAAAGGCAACAGCUGGAAACACUCACCUUGGUGGAGAAGACUUUGAUAACAGAAUGGUGAACUACUUUGUACAAGAGUUCAAGAAAAAGAACAAAGUGGAUAUUAGUGGAAAUCCCAAAGCAUUGAGGAGGUUGAGAACUGCUUGUGAGAGGGCAAAAAGAUCACUUUCUUUUCUUGUAGUUGCAACUAUUGAAGUAGAUUCUUUAUUUCAAGGCAUUGAUUUUUCUUCAUCUAUCAAUAGAGCCAAGUUCGAGGAAAUGAAUAUGGACCUUUUCAAUGAGUGUAUGAAGAUUGUUGAAAGUUGUGUAAUGGAUGCUAAGAUGGACAAGAGCAUGAUAGAUGAUGUUGUACUUGUUGGUGGAUCUUCUAGGAUUCCUAAAAUACAGCAGCUAUUACAGGACUUGUUCAACGGGAAGGAGUUGUGCAAAAGCAUUAAUCCUGAUGAGGCUGUGGCUUAUGGGGCAGCUGUUCAGGCAGCUUUAUUGAGUGAAGAUGUUAAGAAUGUUCCAAAGUUGGUGCUGCAGGAUGUUACACCUUUGUCUCUUGGUAUAUAUUUAUUAGGAGAUAUCAUGAGUGUGGUGAUUCCUAAGAACACUUGCAUUCCUGUCAUAAAGACAAGAUCAUAUUAUGCAGCCAUAGAUAACCAAAAGAAUUUUUUUAUUGAGGUUUAUGAGGGUGAGAGAACAAAAGCCAGUGAAAACAAUUUGCUUGGUUCUUUUACUCUUUCUGGCAUUCCCCCAGCUCCUCGUGACACCCUUAUGUCAAAUGUCUCUUUUGCUAUAGAUGAAAAUGGCAUUCUGACAGUUUCUGCUAUUAAUAAUGCUUCUGGAAAUUCAAAUGAGAUUACAAUAACCAACUACAAAGAAAGGAUGUCAGCUGAAGAAAUUAAAAAAUUGAUUAAAGAAGCUGAGAAUUUCCAUAUUGAAGACAAGAAAUUUCUAAGGAAGGCCAAAGCAGUGAAUGCAUUGGAUGACUACAUUUACAAAAUGAUGAAUACUUUAAAGAAAAAGGAUAUUAAUUUGAAGCUGUCCUCACAAGAAAUCAAGCAGAUUGAAGAUGCAAUUGCAGUGGCUAAAAACCUCGUUGACGAGAAUAACAAGCAGGUUGAAAUAGAAGUUCUGGAAGAUCACCUUGAAGGGCUUGAGAGCAAGAUGAAACACAUUAUAGCCAAGACUAUUUAG
Lathyrus sativus (Indian pea) is the source of this 1863-nucleotide messenger RNA. NCBI's taxonomy places the organism in Eukaryota, Viridiplantae, Streptophyta, Magnoliopsida, Fabales, Fabaceae. The record is from the annotation of a GenBank genome assembly.